Closterium sp. NIES-65 is the source of this 2249-nucleotide messenger RNA. NCBI's taxonomy places the organism in Eukaryota, Viridiplantae, Streptophyta, Zygnematophyceae, Desmidiales, Closteriaceae. The record is from the annotation of a GenBank genome assembly.
AUGACGAAUAGAGUUUUGUGCAAGUACUUCGUUAAUGGAGCAUGCAGUAGAGGGGACAGUUGUCCCUUUUCCCACAAUUGGAAAGACAAACCUAACAUGGCGUGUGUGUUCUACCAGCGUGGCGUCUGCUCCUACGGCGAUCGCUGCCGCUACGACCAUGUCAAGCCCAAACCCUCCUCCGCUACCGCCGUUCCUGCUCCACCACCCGCCACUGUCCCACCCACACAACCGAGUUUUGCACCCAGUCUCCCCUCUGUUUCCCCCGCCCGCGCUGCUGGUGCGUCCGCACUUCCCUCUGCUUCCCCCUCACGGACUAUACCCGUUACAAACGGACUCGUUUCCGGGUACAGCUACGCCCACCCCUCUUCCGCUGCAGCCGCCAUGCCCCAAUACGACCCUGCUCUCUCCCCCGAGGCAAUAUUCGAGCGAGAUGCGUCGGGGAGCUCAUUGGACGGUCCAGAUUGGCUGCCGCGAUCUGCGAGCGAUCUGUUCGACGAGGGGCUUCCUGUGAUGCGCAUGAGUAGCGGUGGAGGGAGUGGGGUGAACCAGAGAGGAAAUGCAGCUGUAUUGGGGUUUGUAGAGAGAGAACAAGGGGGAAUAACAGGGCCCGAGGGUGGGGGAAUGCGCAUGGGUGGGACAGAUCAAGUGGGGGGAGAGCUGGGUUCUGUGUUGCAAGGGCCGCAGCAGAGUGUGUGGGUGGAGAAGGACUCGUUAGUGAGUGAUUCGCUAGUGAGUGACCCGUUUGGGGAGGAGGAGCUGGGGUUUGAGUGUGAGGUCGAGGAGGAGGAGCCGCAGCAGCAGGGCGUGUGGGCAGCGGAGGGGGGAGCGGGGUUUGCGAGUGAGGAGGAGUUUGAGGACUUUGUGAGAGAGGCGAGUGACUUCUCUGCUCAGGCAGCUGCUCUGAGAAUAGGGCUUAUCGCUCUCAUGGAUGAGGAGAGUCCUGGCAAGCCUUCUGCUGCUGGGCGGUUCCCUGUUGAUUACUCUGCUGGUUACGACGAUCCUGGUGGUUAUGCUGCUGCCUAUGCUGGUUACAGUGGCUAUCGCGGGAAUGGUGGGUAUGGUGGUUACAGUGCAAACGCUGCCGAUGCUGCUAAUGGUGGUAGUGUCCCUGCGUUGUCAGGCAACAACAGCAGUGGUGGUGGCAGCAACAGCAGCGGGUACAGUGCCUCUUUGGCUGACAGGCUUGACAAACCUGACAUGCCGCUCUGCACGCUGCCUCGAGUGGAGGCUGCUUCAGGCGCCUGCUGUGCCCGCGGCCCCUCCUGCCCCUUCCCCCACGGGGACCUCUGCCCCCACUGCGGCCGCUACUGCCUGCACCCUGCUCGACCCACGGUGAGUGUCUUUCUGUGCCGUUGUGCCCAACCUCCCCCUGUUCUCCUGCCCGCACUGCAUUGCAUUUCGUGCGAAUCUCUCCCUCCCCUCCCUCCCCUCCCUUCCCCCACCCACCCCCUUACCCUCCCCCCACGGGGACCUCUGCGCCCACUGCGCCGCUACAGCCUGCACCCUGCUCGUCCCACAGUAAGCGACUUUCUGUGUCAACCUGCUGACAUGCCACUCUUGCCUCUCGUCUUUCUUUUCAUCGUCCCCACUCCCAUCCCUCGCCCCGCCUCUUUCCUAACGGCCUGCCUUCCUGCCCGCUCCAGCACACCACAGGAGCGGGAGGAGCAUAUGACUGAUCCCAUUGUCCACUCCUCCCAACAACCCAUCCACCCACCCACCCGCACACUACAGGAGCGGGAGGAGCAUGUGAAAGAGUGCAUGCGGCUGCAGAGAAAAGUGCAAGCCUUAAAGCUGAGCUCAGAGAUUGAGUGCAGCGUGUGCCUGGAGCGCGUGCUGGGGAAGGCCCGGCCUGCCGAUCGCAAGUUUGGCAUUCUCUCCCACUGCGACCACCCGUUCUGUGUUGCGUGCAUCCGCAACUGGCGGGCUGCUGGGCAGGAGAGUGGCGAGUCCGUCCCGUUAGACCUGGACAACGCAGUGAGGGCAUGCCCCGUGUGCCGCGUGCGAUCGCACUUUGUCACGCCCAGUGUGGUGUGGUUUUUCAGCGACGAGGAGAAGCAGGCUAUUAUCGAGGGAUACAAGCGGAAGCUCAAGAGCACUGACUGUCGCUACUUCAAGUACGGCAACGGCCAGUGCCCCUUCGGCACCAGCUGUUUCUACAAGCACGCAUAUCGGGACGGGCGGUUGGAGGAGGUGAAAUUGCGGCACCUGUCUUCUGCUGAUGGGAGCGCUGUCAUUUCGAGAGACAUCAG